AUGGCCGACAAGGGCCCCUCUACCGCGACACCGCGGCUCGAACUCUCCCUGCAGACAGCCGAGCAGUCGGUGGACGAUGAGCCGACACUGUGGAAGUCCAUAAGAAAGUGGCCCAAGAUCGUGGGGUACUCCCUUGGUUUGACGUCGGCCAUAUUGCUCAAUGGAUUUGACACGUCGAUAGUGGGCAACCUCUCAGCGAUACCAGCGUUUCAGGAAGACUAUGGCCAAGAAUUAGAUCACCGCUUCAUCAUCCCCUCGAUGUGGGUGGGGCUUUGGAAUUCUGUCGGCACGCUUGGUGCUAUGAUCGGCAGUAUCAUCGCUGGCUGGCUUCAAGACCAUGUUGGGCGACGUCCGACACUUGCUCUGGGAAGCCUCUUGUCGGCCGCAGGAGUAGCUACUAUAUAUUGUUCGCAUUUAUUCGAGGCAUUGGACUCGCGGAGGAGCGCCUUUUUGGCAGCCAAACUCAUCCAGGGGGUGGCUGUUGGAACACUCCUCUGUUCCACACAAACAUAUCUCUCAGAAAUCCUCCCACUGACAUUGAGAGCAACGGUCAUGGCCUUUUUCCCGGUGUUCACGCUGCUAGGGCAACUGGUUGGUGCAGUCAUCGUCUAUACAUCCUUGAAAUAUCCGGAUAACCAGCCCUAUACUACCCCGAUAAUUGCACAAUGGCCAUUUUCGGCUGUGCCUUUCAUCCUAGCUCUGCUGGUGCCGGAGAGUCCGACUUACCUGCUCCGGAAGAAGGCAUACGACAAGGCAUUGAAAGCUCAACAGCGCCUCGACAGUUCGAGAACCGAGCCGCAGGAGAAUAUCGACAGCCUGCUGCUCUCGUUACAGAAAGAGGAAGCACAGUCCAGACACGAUCGAGCAACAUAUAUGGAAUGCUUGCAGGGCACAAAUAGGCGGCGUACACUGAUAGUCACCCUGGCAAAUAUGCUGCCUCAGCUUUUUGGGCUUUCCUUGCUCGGUGAUGCCAGCUAUUUCAUCCAGAUCAUCGGAAUGAGCGCACAAAAUGCUCUUCUAUUCCUUCAACUUGGCGUUGGCCUAGGGUUGCUGGCCAAUAUUGUCAGCAUGUGGCUUGUCACAAAGGUUGGACGGCGAGUCCUCGGCUUGACGACGUUGACCGUUAGCACAGUCCUCUGGCUGGGUAUGGGAAUCGCCGGGUGUUUUGACGGUGUUGUCGUGAUAUGGUACGCGGCGGUCACCAUGAUGGCAGUAGUCGUGGUCGUUGGUGUUGGAAUAUGGCCGGUCUCGGUCGUCGUUGGCGCCGAAACCUCGUCUCUUCGGCUCCGUGCAAAGACCCAAGGCAUCGGUUGGUUCUCAGGAGCCUUAGCGCAGGGAGUCUUUGGGAUCAGUCUCCCUUAUGUGUACAACGUCGAUCAGGGUGACCUAAGGGCCAAGGCGGGAUUUAUCAUCGCAGGGUUCUCGGCUAUCGCGUGUGUGCUGACCUGGCUCUUCGUUCCAGAAAUGAAGGAUCGCAAUGCCGCAGAAAUCGAUGCAAUGUUCGAGCACCGAUUACCCGCGAGGAAAUUCAAAACCUGGCAAGGUACAAUUUCCGAGGUUGUCACGGAUGGUUCCUUCGAGUCCCAACCACGGUCGGCAUAG
Messenger RNA from Fonsecaea erecta, 1602 nucleotides. RefSeq lists its product as hypothetical. Gene Ontology annotation, molecular function: carbohydrate:proton symporter activity. Gene Ontology annotation, biological process: transmembrane transport; carbohydrate transport. Lineage: Eukaryota; Fungi; Ascomycota; Eurotiomycetes; Chaetothyriales; Herpotrichiellaceae. Gene Ontology annotation, cellular component: membrane. The coding region runs from base 1 to 1602 and encodes 533 amino acids. The transcript has 3 exons. The record is from RefSeq and is a predicted model, not a curated record.